Molecule: messenger RNA, 1470 nt
Organism: Fonsecaea erecta
Lineage: Eukaryota; Fungi; Ascomycota; Eurotiomycetes; Chaetothyriales; Herpotrichiellaceae
Exons: 3
Coding region: 1-1470 (489 amino acids)
Biological process (GO): macroautophagy
Cellular component (GO): fungal-type vacuole membrane
Source: RefSeq, a predicted model, not a curated record
AUGUCUUUGCAGCUCAUCCUCACUUUGUCUGCCCUGGGAAUUACCCCAAUUGCUGCCCAGCACUUCCCGGCGUCCGUGCCUUCGCCCUCGUUUACGCGGUCGUCGUGGGCCUGGACUUGGUCGCCUUCUUCCAGCUACUACACUCCGCCGUCAUGGUCUGGCGAGACCCCCACAUGGACACCGACCGUUUAUCCUUCGGAAACUUGGUCGACCGUCGCAACUUGGCCUGCUACAUAUACUCCCUCUGCUUCAGCCCCUAGCUGGCCAGAAUACUCUAGCUCUUGGUCUCCCGUCAGUUAUUCCUCACAUGCCUGGUCUUCUGUGAGUUCGCCGUGGUCUUCAUGGCCGACAACCAUUUACUCUGCACACUCUUGGGCGUCUGGGACCCCCACGUGGGCCUCGUGGUCAGCGAGCAAAUCCUGGUCCUCUAGCGCCUGGCCUUCCCCUUCUCCGACGCUUCCAUCCUUGAAUGAUGCCCUCAUAGCGGCAGGCGCAGCCAAAUUUGCCGCGCUGAUUGCAUCCGACCCUGUCGUCUCGGCUGCCUACGCUGCCGGGGUGGCCACCGUCUUUGCUCCAACGGACCAAUACAUCGACAGCACGGUGAACACGACACGGCUGAGAAGGCGUGCGACUCUCACCCCGGCACAGCAACAGCAAUUGCUGCUCCACGCCACUCAGAGCCAGAGCGAGAUCAACGGCCUGCGCACUCCGCCAGGUGCCGUGGUGCCCACCAAGGACACCACGGCGAAUCUCAAAGGUUCGACGCAAAAGGUCGUCUCGAAACCCAAGAACAGCACCAAGACGACAACGACGUCGAGCAAACGAUCGCUCCCGACCCUUCUGGCAAGACAGGACAACUCCAGCACCGUGGACACGCUCGUGGAUAUUCAGUCAGGACUGGGGGACUCAGUAGGCAUCUUGACCGCCGACAUCCCCUUCAAUGGCGGCUUCAUUCACACAACGGACGGCCUCUUCACCGUGCCAGUCAAUCUCUCCACGACGGCCCAGACCACGGGCCAAACGACCUUCCUCUCGCUCGCCAGCGCCUCGAACCAGUCGUCGGUGCUGGACUCGACGCCGCUCAUCACCGUCUUCAUCCCCACCAACCAAGCCUUCGCGGCGGCAAACAUCAACCCCUCGUCCAGCGGGCUCCCGUCCAUCCUGGCAGGCCACGUCGUGCAGAAUUUUGCGGGCUACUUACCCAGCCUCGGCAACGGCGCCACUUUCAUCACCCAGUCCGGCACCACCGUCACCGUCACGAUCCAGGGUGACGACUACUUCGUCAACAAUGCCAAGAUCGUCUCGUCGAAUCUGAUCCUGGAGAACGGCGUGGCCCAUGUCAUUGACACGGUCCUCACACCCCCUAUCGCGCCGUACACGGGCGCCGGCACGUCCGUGCAACAUGCCGGUGUGGCGAGGUCUCUCGUCCUCGCACUGGGCGUUGUGGUCGCUCUGGCCUUGACGUCGUGA